GUCUCUCCGGCAGGCUGCACAGCCGCACGCCGAGCAGGCGAUCGGAAGUGCGCGGCCGCUGUCUCGCUAGCGGGGUGGGCUGCAGGGGGCGCCUGAGGAGCGCGGCGCAGCGCCCCUCUUCGGAACCGCGGCCCGUGCCCCGGGCCCUCCGCGACCCGCGGAUCUCCAGUCGCCGCCGACCUUCUGAUACCCGCUAUGCAAUUACCCUGAACAACAGAGACGCCCUCACUGGAGACGAAGAGACCUUGGCGUCAUAUGGGAUUGUUUCUGGGGACUUGAUAUGUUUGGUUCUCGAAGAUGCCAUGCCGGCACCUAACUUGCCUCCAUCCACAGAUUCAGACCAUUUCUCCAUCCCGAAUAAUGACCAGCCUUCUCUGGCUACCACCGCCAGCCAGGCCAGCAUCCCAGAUGAGCCACAGAGCGGUUCGUGCCGAGGACAGGCAGCCCAGUCUGGUGUCUGGCAGGACGACGGCGUGGCAGGGCCCAGUCAGAGCAUGGCAGCUGAGUCGGAGGAGGAUGCUGUGGGCAUGGAAGAGGGUCCCAGCCUCCAUCCCUCAGAACCCAUGCUCUGCAGCGAGGCGGCGGAAGGGCAGGUGCCACACUCGCUGGCGACCCUGUAUCAGUCAGCCGGCUGCUGCGAUGCCAGCGACGCCCUGGUGGUGCUGAUCCACCUCCUCAUGGUGGAGUCAGGGUACAUCCCUCAGGGGACGGAAGCCAAAGCUGCGUCCAUGCCGGAGAAGUGGCGGGCCAGUGGCGUGUACCGGCUGCAGUACACACACCCGCUGUGCGAGGGCAGCUCUGCUGCGCUCACCUGUGUGCCGCUGGGCAGCCUGACCGUCGUCAAUGCUACGCUGAAGAUCAACAGUGAGAUUAAAAGUGUGAAAAGAUUGCAGCUGCUGCCAGCCUCCUUUAUCUGCACAGAGAGACCAGGGGAAAAUGCAGCCGAGGUAUACAAAGGUCUUCAGAAGCUCUCCCGGCUCUUCAAAGACCAGCUGGUGUACCCGCUCCUGGCUUUCACCCGGCAAGCCCUGAACCUCCCCGACGUGUUUGGCCUGGCUGUGCUCCCCUUGGAGCUGAAGCUGCGGAUCUUCCGGCUCCUGGACGUGCGCUCCGUCCUGUCUCUGUCUGCAGUCUCUCGCGACCUCCGUAUUGCAUCGAAUGACCCGCUGCUGUGGAGGUGUCUGUAUCUGCGGGACUUUCGAGAUGGUUCUGUCAGAGUUCGAGACACGGAUUGGAAAGAACUAUACAAGAAGAGGCACAGGCAGAGGAAGGAGGCUCGGAGGGGGCGGCACGCGGUGUUCCUGCCCACAUCCCCCCACCCCAGCCCGUUCUACCCCAACCCCUUUCCCCCAAGCCCCUUCCCCCCCAGCCCGCUCCUCCCUCCAGGCAUCAUUGGUGGUGAAUACGACCAUCGGCCAACGUUGCCCUAUGUUGGGGACCCAAUCAGUUCCCUCAUCCCGGGGCCUGGGGAGACUCCCAGCCAGUUCCCUCCGCUCAGACCUCGUUUUGACCCAAUUGGCCCCUUCCCAGGACCCAGCCCCAUGCUGCCAGGGCGAGGUGGCCCGGGUGACAGGUUCCCCUUGAGACCUGGCCGGGGCCGGUCCUCUGACAACCGGAUGUCAUUCAUGUGAUGGGUGCAGCCUCACUCUGGAGGCGACUGGGCAGCACGCUUGGGGCCCAGCCCCAGGGCUCUCCUGGUGUGGUAGGGAGAGCCGUAUCCCCAGCGCCUUCGAGGUGAUGCAGCUCGUGGGAGGAGGUGGCCCAAGGUCACCCUGUGACAGGUUGGCCUUGGGAAUGUGCCUGCUGCUUUCCUGCCUGGAUCCCCUCUGGAAUGGAGCCUGUUGUAAUGUUCUGCACAACAUUAAACACAAAGUGUCACUUACUCUGCAA
Messenger RNA from Chinchilla lanigera (long-tailed chinchilla), 1890 nucleotides. It is a transcript of the gene Fbxo7, whose product is annotated as F-box protein 7. Lineage: Eukaryota; Metazoa; Chordata; Mammalia; Rodentia; Chinchillidae. The record is from RefSeq and is a predicted model, not a curated record. Gene Ontology annotation, molecular function: protein kinase binding. Gene Ontology annotation, biological process: autophagy of mitochondrion; positive regulation of autophagy of mitochondrion.